UCUGCAAAGGAACACAGUGACUUCUGAUUACGAAACUAUUAUAAUUCUUGACUUUUCGUCAAGUUCUUUUUUCAUCUUUGUCAAUUUCACAACUUCGUGAAACUUUAAUUGAAGAAAUCUUAUCAUAAUCUGAUAAAGUUUACGCUUAUCCGUGUCCCCACUGCAUGUUUUGAGUUCCAGAAAGAAAAAAAAACAAUCAACAUGUCGCUCUAUCCGUCACUGGAAGACAUGAAGGUCGAUCAUAUGAUAAAGGCUCAACAUCAAAUCGAAUCGCAGUUUGCACCUAGAGCACCGCCGGCUUUCCAAUCCAAUGAACCCUCUGCUCCUAGCCUUUCACCUCCCGGAUAUGAGUCAACGGCUGGACAACUUUAUCCCUUUUUGGGUAGCUACAUGGGAUUGGAACUCAGCGAGGAAAUGAUUGCUAACAAUAUGCCAGAAUAUGCAGUUAUCGCUCGAGAAAAUAUGACAAUAGCGACUCCGGCUGCUAAAUUAGGUCCUUUGACAGGAAUGGUAGCCCCGCUUUCAGGAGAUUCUCUUGGUCUCCAAAGAGCUCAAGUUACAAACGGCAUCAGAGAAUUAACGCUCUGCAAAGAUAAAGAGGGGAAAAUAGGAUUGCGAGUACACUCAGUAAACAGUGGAAUAUUUGUUUGUCUCGUGAGCCCCAAUUCACCGGCUUCCAUGACUGGGCUUCGAUUUGGUGACCAAAUUCUUGAGAUAAAUGGAAUUACCGUCGCCGGUUACAGCAUGGAUCAAGUGCACAAAAUAUUCCGCAAUGCCCCUGUCAACGGAAUCAAAGUCGUUGUUCGUGACAGACCUCUCGAACGUACCGUAACCAUGCACAAGGACAGCUCUGGAAACAUCGGAUUCCAUUUCAAAAACGGUAAAAUAACGGCACUCGUAAAAGACUCAUCUGCUGCAAGGAACGGCCUAUUGACCGACCAUCAAAUACUCGAAGUCAAUGGAAAGAACGUAGUCGGUCUGAAGGACAAGGAUAUCGUGGACGAAAUAGCGCGAGGUACUGAAAUAAUAACAAUCACCGUAAUUCCAUCGUACAUCUAUGAUCACAUGAUAAAAAAAAUGGCAGGAAGUCUCCUGAAGAGUGGAAUGGACCAUUCAGUUCCGAGCAAUUUCGAAUAGAACCAAAAGCCACACAAGCCAAAAAAACAAAAAGCCCAAUUUCAAAUCGUAACGUAAUUUUUGAUAACCGUUCUUGCCAAAUUGAACAAAAGGAAAUAAAUAAAUAAAAAGAAUAUUAUUGCACAAUCGAGAGUGCGUACAGGACUCUGGGAAUCAAUUGUUCCAAAAAACAAAAACUUUAUUCGACGAUCGGUUCAAACAUUCAUUGAAAAUUUCGUCAAAGUUCUCGUAUUUGUCACACCGAUAUUGAUUUUCAACUUAAAGACGCACACGUGAGCGUUUUAAAUCGCGUUUACGUAGAAGUUACAAAUACGUAUUGCCAAGUGGAUUAAUCGAGUGAUUUGUGAUAGUUUUUGCAUUUGAAUAUUUUUCCUACACUCAAAAUGAUCGAUGUUAGAAUUGUUACGACGAGUUUGUCACUCUCUUCCAAAAUACAAUACUAUUUUAAUAAACUUAAUAUUUUGUCAUAAUUCACAGAUGCCACGUAAAUCAUGUUUAUCGAAAGACGAAAAAAAUAUUGAAAUUAAACCAUCAGAGUAGAAGGAAAAAUGAUAAAAAUACACUGAUAUCUAAAGGAUCGAAAUAACCUCGUAAAAGAUUAUAUUAUCUGUUGAAUCGUACCGUGCCACACCAUUAUUAGAAUUAUAUUAUUCACAGUUGUAUAUUCGAAUAAUGGAAUCUCUAUAUAUAAAUAUAUGUAUAUCAGAGGAUGUAUGAACAAUGAUUAGAGCAUAGAAUUAUUAUAUGUAUAAUAUUGACAUAAAAAGACCAUUGAAAAAGA
Venturia canescens is the source of this 1918-nucleotide messenger RNA. Its product is annotated as syntenin-1-like. The transcript is spliced from 8 exons. Gene Ontology annotation, cellular component: cytoplasm; plasma membrane. Gene Ontology annotation, molecular function: protein binding. Lineage: Eukaryota; Metazoa; Arthropoda; Insecta; Hymenoptera; Ichneumonidae. The coding region runs from base 202 to 1137 and encodes 311 amino acids. The record is from RefSeq and is a predicted model, not a curated record.